Messenger RNA from Ipomoea nil (Japanese morning glory), 1707 nucleotides. RefSeq names its product 7-deoxyloganetin glucosyltransferase-like. The record is from RefSeq and is a predicted model, not a curated record. NCBI's taxonomy places the organism in Eukaryota, Viridiplantae, Streptophyta, Magnoliopsida, Solanales, Convolvulaceae. Gene Ontology annotation, molecular function: UDP-glycosyltransferase activity. The transcript has 2 exons. The coding region runs from base 62 to 1501 and encodes 479 amino acids.
UAAAAGAACUAAAGUGAUCGGAGAGCGGGGGAGGGACCGGAGAAUCCAUUGAAACUUAAAAAUGGGAUCGAUAAGCGGCGAAGGAUUGAAGCCACAUGCUGUUUGCAUCCCUUUCCCAGCUCAAGGUCACAUAAACCCAAUGCUAAAGCUAGCCAAAAUCCUCAAUCAUAAGGGCUUUCACAUUACCUUUGUUAACUCUGAGUUCAACCAUAGACGCCUUCUCAGAUCCCGAGGCCCGGAAUCCGUCAAGGGCCUUCCUUCUUUCCGGUUUGAGACCAUACCGGACGGCCUUCCUCCGUCCGACGUGGAUGCAACCCAAGAUAUUGCGACUCUUUGUGAGUCCAUUACGCAGAAUUGUCUUGGCCCUUUCAAGGAUCUCAUAGCUAGGCUCAACCAAUCCGGGCCGCCGGUUUCUUGCAUCGUAUCUGACGGCGGCAUGUUCUUCACACUUGAUGCAGCUGAAGAAUUUGGCAUCCCGGAAAUCUUGUUUUGGACCUGCGGCGCCGGUGGAUUCUUGGGUUUUGUGCUUUACCGCCUAGUCAUUGACAAAGGAUUCUCGCCACUUAAAGAUUCAAGUUACUUUGAAAAUGGGUAUUUGGAUACGGUUUUGGAUUGGGUAAAGGGCAUGCCCGGUGUAAGGUUGAGAGAUCUUCCGAGUUUUAUAAGAACUACGAACCCAGAUGAUCCUAUAGUUAAAUACAUCGUCCUAAUAACAGAGAGAGCCAAGAGUGCUUCCGCAAUUAUGGUGAACACGUUUGAUGCAUUAGAACAAGAAGCUCUAAACGGCCUUCAAUCCAUGCUCCCUCCCGUCUACGCCGCCGGGCCCUUCCAGUUCUUCGAGCAACAGGUGGAGGACAGCGGCGUGAGAGCACUGGGAUUAAGCCUCUGGAAAGAAGACACCAGUUGCGUGGAGUGGCUCAACACCAACGACCCAAUCUCCGUCGUCUACGUCAACUUCGGAAGCAUCACCGUGAUGACAGCGGAUCAGCUGGUGGAAUUCGCCUGGGGAUUAGCCAACACCAAGAAGCCAUUCUUGUGGAUCAUUAGACCCGAUCUUGUUUCCGGGGAAGAAGCUGUUCUUCCACGCGAAUUCGUGGAAGAAACCAGGGAGCGGGGGAUGCUAGCGAGCUGGUGCCCGCAAGAGCAAGUCAUAAGCCACCCCGCGGUCGGGGGGUUCCUGACUCACUCUGGAUGGAACUCGACUCUGGAGAGCAUUUGCAGCGGGGUGCCUAUGAUAUGCUGGCCGUUCUUUGCAGACCAGCAAACUAAUUGCUGGUAUUGUUGCACGCAAUGGGGAAUUGGAAUGGAGAUUGACACUGAUGUGAAGAGAUGCGAAGUUGAAAGGCUUGUGAGAGAGUUGAUGGGUGGGGAAAAGGGGCAUGAAAUGAGGAGAAAAGCUAUGGAAUUGAAGAAAUUGGCAGAAGAUGCUGCCACUGCUCCAACGGGUUCAUCUUACAACAACAUGGAGGAAGUGAUCAAUAAAUUUCUAUCUCCAAAUUAAAAUACUAGCUAGCUCCUCUGAUCUAUUUCCUGCCUCGAUCGUCAUACGCUCUAUCGUGUUCUAAGUUCCAUUGUGUUUUAUUUGUUAUCUAACAAUAUAUUUAUAGCAUAAGGCCAGGUCUAUUCAUAUGUAAUUCAUGAAAAUUUUUAAAGUGUGAUUGUUAUUGUAUUAAUUUACAACACGUAGAUACUACAGUUCAGGAUGAA